GCCGCCGCCGCCGCCGCCGCAGCAGCAGCAGCCGCGGUAGCAGCUGUUGGGAGGCGGCGAGCAAGCCGGUUGAGGCCUCGCCGCAAUGUGGCACGAGGCUCGGAAGCAUGAGCGCAAGCUUCGCGGCAUGAUGGUAGACUACAAGAAGAGAGCGGAGCGGCGCCGAGAGUACUACGAAAAGAUCAAGAAGGACCCCGCCCAGUUCCUGCAGGUACAUGGCCGCGCCUGCAAAGUGCACCUGGAUUCUGCCGUCGCCCUGGCCGCCGAGAGCCCUGUGAACAUGAUGCCCUGGCAAGGGGAUACCAACAACAUGAUCGACCGCUUCGAUGUUCGUGCCCACCUGGACCACAUCCCUGACUACACCCCCCCACUGCUCACCACCAUCUCCCCGGAGCAGGAGUCAGAUGAGCGGAAAUGUAACUACGAGCGCUACCGAGGCCUGGUGCAGAACGACUUCGCCGGCAUCUCGGAGGAGCAGUGCCUGUACCAGAUCUACAUUGACGAGUUGUACGGAGGUCUGCAGAGACCCAGCGAGGAUGAGAAGAAGAAGCUGGCUGAGAAGAAGGCUUCCAUCGGCUACACCUACGAGGACAGUACUGUGGCUGAGGUGGAGAAGGCAGCCGAGAAGCCAGAGGAGGAGGAGUCCCCGGCGGAGGAAGAGAGCAACUCGGAUGAAGAUGAGGUCAUCCCCGACAUCGAUGUGGAGGUAGAUGUGGACGAGCUGAACCAGGAGCAGGUGGCAGACCUCAACAAACAGGCCACCACGUACGGCAUGGCCGACGGGGACUUUGUCAGGAUGCUGCGGAAAGACAAAGAGGAAGCUGAAGCCAUCAAGCAUGCCAAGGCCCUGGAGGAGGAGAAGGCCAUGUACUCGGGCCGACGCUCCCGGCGCCAGCGGAGAGAAUUCCGGGAGAAGCGGCUGAGGGGCCGCAAGAUCAGCCCACCCAGCUAUGCCCGCCGAGACAGCCCUACCUAUGACCCCUACAAACGGUCGCCCUCGGAGUCCAGCUCUGAGUCCCGCUCCCGCUCCCGCUCCCCGAGCCCGGGCCGCGAGGAGAAGAUCACCUUCAUUACCAGUUUCGGGGGCAGCGACGAGGAGGCCGCUGCCGCCGCCGCCGCCGCUGCCGCUUCGGGGGCCGCCGCAGGGAAACCCCCCGUGCCCCCCCAGCCUGGCGGCCCCGCGCCGGGCCGCAAUGCCAGUGCCCGCCGCCGCUCCUCCUCCUCCUCCUCCUCGGCCUCGAGGACGUCCAGCUCGCGCUCCAGCUCGCGCUCCCGCCGGGGCGGCCACUACCGCUCGGGCCGCCACGCCCGCUCCCGCUCCCGCUCGCGCUCCUGGUCCCGCUCGCGCUCGCGCUCCCGGCGCUACUCUCGCUCCCGCAGCCGCGGGCGGCGGCACUCGGGCGGCGGUUCCCGGGACGGACACCGUUACUCGCGCUCGCCCGCCCGGCGCGGCGGGUACGUGCCCCGGCGGCGGAGCAGGAGUCGCUCUCGCUCAGGGGACCGUUACAGGCGAGGUGGCCGGGCCCCCAGACACCACAGUAGUAGCCGCAGCCGCAGCAGUUGGUCUUUGAGCCCAUCCCGCAGCCGCAGCCUGACUCACAGCCGAAGUCGCAGCCCCAGCCAGAGCCGGAGUCGGAGUCACAGCCACAGCCAGAGUCACUCGCCAUCGCCCCCAAGGGAGAAGCUGACCAGGCCGGCAGCAUCCCCUGCUGUGGGCGAGAAGCUGAAAAAGACCGAGCCUGCCGCUGGUAAAGAGACAGGAGCUGCCAAACCCAAGCUGACUCCGCAGGAGAAGCUGAAGCUGAGGAUGCAGAAAGCGCUCAACCGCCAGUUCAGGGCGGAUAAGAAGGCGGCUCAGGAGAAGAUGAUACAACAGGAGCACGAGCGGCAGGAACGGGAAGAUGAGCUCCGUGCCAUGGCCCGCAAGAUCCGGAUGAAGGAGCGGGAGCGGCGGGAGAAGGAGAGAGAAGAGUGGGAGCGCCAGUACAGCCGCCAGAGCCGCUCGCCCUCCCCCCGCUACAGUCGAGAUUACAGCUCUUCCCGCAGGCGCUCCAGGUCCCGGUCACGAAGCCCCCAUUACCGGCAUUAGGCAGACAAGUGUGUGUGUGUGGGAGGGGACGUGGUUGAGUUGUAGCUCUGGUUUUAUCUAGUCAAAAUAAAAGCCAAUGUUAUUUAAUGCC
Messenger RNA from Jaculus jaculus (lesser Egyptian jerboa), 2180 nucleotides. RefSeq names its product CLK4 associating serine/arginine rich protein (gene Clasrp). The coding region runs from base 86 to 2089 and encodes 667 amino acids. Lineage: Eukaryota; Metazoa; Chordata; Mammalia; Rodentia; Dipodidae. The transcript has 21 exons. The record is from RefSeq and is a predicted model, not a curated record.